Messenger RNA from Echinostoma caproni, 303 nucleotides. The record is from the annotation of a GenBank genome assembly. NCBI's taxonomy places the organism in Eukaryota, Metazoa, Platyhelminthes, Trematoda, Plagiorchiida, Echinostomatidae.
AUGUCUGAUAUUGACAAACGGAAAAAGCUGAUGCCACAUAUCACGACAUACAAUUCAGAUGAUUCGAUGGAUGCGGAUGAGUUUUCCAGUUCUCAAGAACAAGGAACUACAGAACCUGGUGCAGGCAAUGAAGAUGAUGAUGAUGAUGACGACCGACCGUUGGUGAGUUAUCACAUUUCGAUUAAAUUUUACGUUCUCUGUUUUACCCGGACAAAAAUCGAACUAUCUCCAAGGUUUCCGUUGGUUUUCCAUCAGCUAAUUCUUAUUGAGUUUCAGUUUGAACAACCAUUAGGCACGCACUGA